AUGCAGUACCUCUACGAUGACGUUGUACCGCCCUUUCGCUUCUUCGCGAAGAUUGUGAUGCGGUGCGUUAAUAACGCCCUCGACGAGGCAACAAAGAAUCACCGCACGGAACACGCAAGCUUGCAUGUGCCCUACACAAGCAUAGCGGCGGACAAUCCCUGCUUGGUGGAGGUGCCCCCCGGGCUGGUGGCCCGCAGCGUCGCUGUCGGGCCAACACUCGACAGCGCCGCGGGAAGGAUGAAUGCGUCCGCGGGGAACAGCCUCUCUGCAGUCUGUGUAGUUGGCGACGUCGUGCUUUGCGGGUUCACCAAUGGGCGAGUGACGCUGGUGUAUAGCAGCCCGCAUGGGGGCGCGUUUGAGACACUUGAGAUCCCACCGUUCACCCCAAACCCGACUCAGGUGGUUGCGCUGAGUUGUGUGCCCCUCCGCGAGGGCCACUGGGUGGUUGCCGUCAGCCACGAGGCUUCCGUCUUUGUGCGCACGUUGGCGCUGAAGCAAAGCGUGCACCCCCCCAUGGUGCUGAGAAAGAGGACGCAGCAGCGCGUCAUUGAGAUGCGCACCACCGAGUGGGCCUCCGGCGCCCGCGUGAGCUCGCUGCAGCUCUCGCCCUGCGUGAAGUAUCUUGCGGUGGCGUUUAGCGACGAUGCACUUGUCGCCGUUGCCGCGCUUCCAUCGCUGGGGGUCUCGCGUCACGGCUUGGGCGACGGCCCUGAGCGGGUGACGUUGGAUCUGACGUCGCGUUUGGUGGAGGACGGUCGUCUCGGCGGCAACCGUCAGGCCCGAGUCUUUUUUAUGCCGGAGCGGCUGCCGGGGGGUUUGCGCUCGGCGUUCUUGUCGGCCUCGACGUGGACUGACCCCGAGACGACGGCCGGCGCCCACCACCCGCUCUGUCUGCUGGUGUGGGUGAACGGCAACAGCUACACGCGCUGCCCGCUGAAGAGCAUCAGCGGAAGCGCCCUGAGGCGCCUGAGCACCGUCCUCGCCUCCGGGCCGCCCGUCACUGUGUCUUGUUCCAAAAAAUCCAUUCUCGCUGCCACCGCGGCGGAGGCGGCCGCCACUUCAUCGGCGGCGCACCGAACAAGGCUCAAGUCGAAACUGGGCGCCGGCGGUUUGAAAGAGGGACUCGCAGACGCUGCGUCCGAGGCCGCGACAAGUUUACUGAGGCAAUCACCGUUUAUCGGUAUGUACAGAGGUCUGUUGUCUGACAGGAUUGUUGCGGCGGCCUUGGCGUCGGCGGACGGCACUGUAGUGGCGGUGGGGUGCGCCGGCGGGUGCGUCUACCUCAUGGAUGGACAUGGCAUUACAUCGAUGCUUUUUGCCACGCCGUUUCAGGGGAAAUCGAUGCGGCUAAUGUCCUUGCACCCCUCUAAGGAACUCCGCUGCGGAAUGGUGCUGCGGGCCGUGAGGGCGCCGCCGGGGGAAGGAAGGGGGGUCACGCUGGCGCACGCGCGCGGGAGCGUGUCGCCCGCCUUCCUUAGCGUGGGGACGGUGCGUUGUUUGCGGGAUGUGGAGGGCCUAACGGCGGUGCUUCCACUGGGGGAGCUGCCGCUUGUCGUGCUCUUUUGCGCCCACGGCGUGUACCUCUGGGAUGUCCACUACAACUGCGUGGUGGCGUCGCUGGCGGGGCUGCCGCCGCUGGAGCCGUUCUCCCUUUGCGAGGUUUUGUACCGUGGGGCGGCCAGCGGUGCGCUGCGCCCGACGUUGGCCAAAAAGCUUCGGUCGACGUUGUACCUGCCUUUCUGCACGGAGACGGCCAUCGUCUGGUGGACCUCCGACGAGACCCUGGCGCGGCUCAGCAUAGCCGACCUCCUUGCCCAGGUGUACCCGCUGCUGGACGCCGAGUUUCGGGGCCUCCCCAUGCGGGCAAUGGCGCACCUCCUCGCCCGCGUGCCACCGGCGCAGCGCCACGUACCCGAAUGCGUGGCGAACUUUGAGCUCCCCGCGGAGUGCCAGUUACUGCUGGACACGUAUGACGUGGCUUCUCCCGCUGCCGCUGUUGCCGCUGCCGUUGGUGGUGUUUUUGGUGGGGGCACUGGCGCCGGCCUCGCCGACCUGAAAGACCCGGCGAGGGAGGCGGCGCUGCACCGGUUUCCCGAGCUUCCCUUUGCCCCGCUGCACCCCGAGACAAUUGCGUCGUGCUUCCUCGAGACGACGUGCUCCUCCGUGACGACGCGUGCGGAGGAACUGUCUGCCAUGUUUGGCGCCUCACUGCCGCGUGGGUCGUGA
Messenger RNA from Trypanosoma conorhini, 2226 nucleotides. RefSeq lists its product as uncharacterized. Lineage: Eukaryota; Euglenozoa; Kinetoplastea; Trypanosomatida; Trypanosomatidae. The coding region runs from base 1 to 2226 and encodes 741 amino acids. The record is from RefSeq and is a predicted model, not a curated record. The transcript has a single exon.